This is a messenger RNA of Rhagoletis zephyria (snowberry fruit fly), 2130 nucleotides long. It is a transcript of the gene Fign, whose product is annotated as Fidgetin. Lineage: Eukaryota; Metazoa; Arthropoda; Insecta; Diptera; Tephritidae. Gene Ontology annotation, molecular function: ATP hydrolysis activity; ATP binding; microtubule severing ATPase activity. The record is from RefSeq and is a predicted model, not a curated record.
AAUACCUGCGAAAUCCGCCAAAUUUGCCGUUUUGAAGAAAUUUGAUUCAUUUGAUCUAUUUGAUCAGCAGAAUUCAGUUGCUAUUUAAAUAAAAAGGAAUGUAUGGUAAGAAAAAGGAAGUUAUUGAGCAGUAUGUGGCUAACGAGAAUAUUUGGGAAUCAUCUUCAUCAAGUACUAGCGAAAAAGCAGCUGCAUGGCGCCGUCAACUGAUUUUAUUGGGAGAUCCUAUUCAUGAAUUAACUAAUACAGAAACCUACGAGUUGCUUGAGCGACACUACACUCGAUUGGAUUCUACGCAUCUGCUUGAGCACAGGAAACAGCGCAUGGAAACUGUGAAGUCACUAUUGAAAAAAAAUGUCCACCUACCAAAGCCCACGGCGCGUAAAUGCGAAAAUUAUAUGUUUGAGGAUUCUGAUUUUGAACCGCCUUGCCAUGGCAUUUACGAGAGUUGUAAAACAUUACAAAUAACUGACUAUCAUCUAAAGUUUUUGAAUGGUUUCACUUCCACCAACGAAAUUAUGGAAUGCGAAAGCAUUAUUGAUAUAGACAAACCCUCUAAUCCGAGAAGUACUAUGGAAAAUUUUUUACAACAACCAAAAGAAGUAAGACAGUGUCGCGAUUUUGACACCUCAUCGACAAGUAAUAGCAAUUUAUUAAAAAGCAAAGAAACUGAUGGAACAGCAUCACCUAAUGAAGGGAAUCCGUUCCGAACAGCGCGGGAAAUACUUUUAACGAAAACUUUUAAGAACCAGAAUGGAAGUAACAUCAAACCUUCAGCGGACGGCCCAGGCAAUUCGAAAGAAACAAGUGCGCCUCCUUAUUUAAACUAUGGCAUAACAAGGAAAAUGUUAGGGACUCGACGAACAGUCAGAUCGGGUUUUGUAUUACCUGUUGCAAGAGAAGGCCCCCUAGAACUAAAUUCAUCACCUCCGAUCAAUCCGUCGCCUCCAAUCCAAUCAUCUCCAGAAGUAGUUGACGAACGGCUUGCCAACAUUGACCCAAAAAUGGUAGAUUUAAUCAAAAGUGAAAUCAUGCAUAAAUAUAAACCGAUGGAUUGGGAUGACAUCGCUGGUCUGGAAUAUGUUAAAUCGGUUAUUAAAGAAGCUGUUGUUUACCCACUACUACGGCCGGAUAUAUUUACAGGCUUGCGACGUCCCCCACGCGGAAUCUUAUUAUUUGGGCCUCCAGGCACGGGAAAGACUCUUAUUGGCAAAUGUAUAGCUUCUCAAUCACAGUCCACAUUUUUUAGCAUUAGUGCAUCGUCUUUGACAUCUAAAUGGGUUGGCGAAAGUGAAAAAAUGGUUAGGGCAUUGUUUGCUGUGGCGGCAGUACAUCAACCUUCGGUUGUUUUUAUUGAUGAAGUUGAUUCGCUUUUGUCUAAACGAUCAGAAUCUGAACAUGAUAGUUCCCGAAAAUUAAAAAAUGAAUUCUUGGUUCAAUUAGAUGGUGCUUCUACAAGUGAAGAGGAUCGUGUACUCAUUGUAGGCGCUACUAAUAGACCCCAAGAGUUAGAUGAUGCAGCACGCAGACGGUUUGCACGGCGAUUGUACAUUCCUCUACCAGAAAUGAAAGCACGAAUCCAAAUUCUUAAAAAUUUACUUGCAACUGUAAGUAACGAUUUGGACGAAAACAAUAUACAGGAGGUUGGACAUCAAACUGUCGGUUACUCUGGUGCUGAUAUGGAUAUCCUUUGUCGCGAAGCAUCUAUGGAACCCUUGCGUGCAAUACCCGCUGAACAAAUUCCACAUAUAGUAAAAGAUGAGGUACGCCCGAUAAAUAUAGACGAUUUCAAAUCUGCGUUACAUAGUGUCCGUCCUAGUGUAUCAAAAGAUGAUUUGGCUCAAUACAUUGAAUGGAAUCGGGAAUAUGGCGCAUUACAACAAUUGAAAUAAGUGGCGUUUUUAAGCUAAAAUUAGCUCCGUCGGUCUAUAAUUAUGGAUUGUAACUCACAAGUAGGUAAUUCUCAAACAUUUUUUAAUUUCCAAGUAAUUCCUAAAAGAUUUCGCAAAUCAAUACGGUAAAGAUAACGAAAAAGGGAUAACUACCUGUUUUUUAUAUACUAAUCUCAACUUGUGAGUUUUUUAAAUAAAAUAUUUUUGAAGGCGAUGAAGCCCAUGAAAUAAUGCAUAU